CUCCAACCUCGUGUUCUUUUAAAUAUGUAACAACUGACCAAAAGUUUUCAACCUGGAACGUAAACUCAUUCUCCACACGUGCUGUGUUACCAGCAUCUCCUGAUGAACAGUUGUACGGACAGUGGGACGCGUACUUCUAUCUUUCUUCUCAGUAUUUUUUUAAAUUAAGGCUCAUCUUUUCACCGGCUGGGCUUCUGAUCGUCCUGGUGGUAAACCGGGAAGAAAGUUCAAUCUGAAGCGUGUAGGUGAUGAAAAUGUUUAAAUGUCAGUCAGCUAUGUGUCAGUUCAACUUAAAGUGAUUAUUAAGAAGCAACCGCGAAAUUCGGGGCCAAGUGGCGCGCACUCUUGUCACUGAGCCUUUGCCGCGAUGCGCAGCCCCUUCUGAAGUUUCGGAGCCCAAAGGGCGAUAAAUGAUCGCACGGGAGGAUGGAGCGGGUCAUUGGGCAGCGGGAAGCUGCAGAGUAAAUCGUCGCUCGGGGAGGGGGGAAGGUGCGAGCUCGUUCACUCUAAUACUGAGGAGACACACACUUUCUCCCACUUCCGGACCAUGUCUUUGAUCAGUCGCGGAAUUUUUGAAUGUAAGCUCUCAGCAGCUCGCGGUUCAGCAGCCCGACGAGAGGCGGUCACUUCAGAUUCAAAGCCGCAUCAAAACUUGUCCUCUCAACGAUUCUCCGUUACUUUCUUCCAAAAUGCCAUGCCGUGGACAGUUGCAGUGACGCACAGAGGGAAGAAGAUGACACUGUUCUGUGGCACCUCCUUCGCUUUCACACAAUAAGAAAUAAUGAUUGUACAAUUUCUGAUUGAGCAUGAGGACAGAACGGGGCAGAACAUGUUCACCCGCGGCUGCUUCUCCUGAAUUACCAGAAUUCUUCGGGCCGUUCAAUGACCGCGUAUCACUUGGCUGCACUCUCUUUCUCCCUCCCUCGUUGUGUGCCUCAGGCUGUUGGUUAAGAGCACUCAGUGGGUAAUUAUUAAUAGAUGUCCCUGGAUGGAAAGUGCCCGUGUUUAGAUGAGCCUUAUGAUAAACCUAUGCGUAUGUGAUGUGGGUAUGUUGUGUGUGUCACUUCCCAGCCAGACCCCCUGCACUUAGACCACAGCAGGAACCCAAGCCAUGCCUGCCACGCACCGGCCAGCAGCAUGAAGCCACCAACGUUUGCUCUUCUCCUCCUCUGCCCAUGGCUGCUGACUGCGAGCGGGGACCUUGGGGCGGGGGCGGGAGCGGGAACUUGGGCCAGGUUUGCCAGCCUGCCCUACCCUGAGGACAAACUCUUCCUGCACGACACUUUCCCCGAGGGCUUCAUCUGGUCGGUGGGGACAUCAGCGUACCAGACGGAAGGUGGCUGGCGACAGGAUGGGAAAGGUCAGUCGGUCUGGGAUACCUUCACUCGCCAGCAACCCAGUGGCAAUGGAGAUGAGGCCAGUGAUAGUUACAAUAAUAUAGAGGGGGAUGUGUCGGCUAUCCAGGCUUUGGGGGUCACGCACUACCGAUUCUCAAUUGCCUGGUCCAGGAUCUUCCCAGAUGGUCUGGUGUCAAAUCACAAUGAAGCUGGACUGAGCUACUACAUCCAUCUGCUCCAAAGACUCCGGGACAUUGGUGUUGAGCCCAUAGUGACUCUGUAUCACUGGGAUCUGCCCCAGGCUCUCCAGGAUAGGUACGGAGGUUGGAUCAACGAAACCUUAGUGGAUCGCUUCAGUGAGUAUGCGGAGUUCUGUUUCAAAGUUUUAGGAGACCAAGUGAAGUACUGGAUCACCAUAGACAAUCCUUUCGCUCUGGCUUGGCACGGGUACGGGACGGGGAAGCUCGCCCCCGGUAUUCAGGGAGCUCCCCGUGCACCGUACAUAGUGGCACAUAAUCUGAUUAAGGCACACUCCAGGACCUGGCAUAUCUACAAUGAUCACUUUCGCCAGUCUCAACAGGGCUAUGUGUCAAUCGCUUUGGCUUCCCACUGGGUUGGGCCGAAAAAUGGGGACAUUAAUCCAGAAACGGUGCAGCUAUGCCAGUGCUCCAUCAACUCUGUACUAGGGUGGUUCGCCAAGCCAAUAUUCGUAGAUGGCGAUUAUCCAGCAUGUAUGAAAGAUAACCUUGAAUCUCUACUGCCAGUUUUUGAUGAUGAAGAGAAAAUGAAAAUAACAAAAACGGCCGACUUCUUCGCUCUCUCAUUUGGGCCAUUAAGUUUUCGACUUUUAGACGCAAAACUACUAUUUAACCAAUCGAAAAAAUAUUUUCUGAGACAACUUCUCUCUUGGAUUCAAACAGAGUACAACAAUUCAAAAAUAUUAAUUGUGGAGAAUGGUUGGGAUGACAGCAACAGCAACACAAGGACAGCAGAUGUGUAUAAUAUGUACCCAUUAAAGAACUUCCUUAUGGAAGUGCUGAAAGCAAUUAAAUAUGAUGGAGUGGAUGUUAUUGGAUACACUGCAUGGUCAUUGGUGGAUGGCUUUGAAUGGGAUGCUGGUUACAAUUCCCGACGAGGAUUAUUUUACAUUGACUUUCAAAGCCAGAAAAAGGAGAGAAUACCAAAAUCAUCUGCUCUCUUUUAUCGUCAAGUGAUAGAAGACAAAGGAUUCCCACCAGUGCCAGAAAACAAACCUAUCACAGGAACCUUUCCCCACAAUUUUGUAUGGGGUAUUUCAGAAGAUGUCAUACAGGUUGAAACAGCUCCUACAACACCCCAGUUUGUUGAUCGCAAUAUUUACCAAUGGGAUGUAAAUGGUACAGGAAAGCUGGUGAGAAUUAAAGGAAUAAUUGGCCAGUCUCGCACAGCUCAGUGUACUGACUACACCACCAUCAGGCAAGAGAUCCAAUUAUUGCAAAAUACACAUGUCACUCACUUCCAAUUCUCCCUCAACUGGACACUGCUCCUUCCUAGUGGCGACUCUAAGCAAGUCAUCAGAGCAAACCUUCGCUACUACAAAUGCUAUGUCAGUGAGCUUCUACGGGCAAAUGUUACUCCAGUCAUUGUGUUGUACCAUCCCACCCUCGAGCAUCAGACUCUCCCUUCAGUAUUAGAGGCCAAUGGAGGCUGGAUGAAUCCAGCAACUCUUCAGGCUUUUGUGGAAUAUGCCAGAUUUUGUUUCAGGCAGCUGGGAGAUAAGGUGAAAUUCUGGAUAACUAUGUGUGAGCCAAAUGGCAUAAAGCACCUGGAAGGAUAUAAAACAAACUUCUCUAUUAUAGGCCACAACUUAAUCAAAGCACAUGCUCUGGUCUGGCAUCUCUACAGAAAAGAGUUUCGCAAAGCACAAAAUGGACAGGUCUCUGUUUCUCUUCAUGCUGAUUGGGUUGACCCCGCUGAUCCUUUCUCCCGAGAUGACAUAGAAGCAGCUGCCAGGACUUUAGAAUUUGAUAUCGGCUGGUUUGCAGAACCCAUUUUUGGUAAUGGUGAUUACCCUUUCAUCAUGCGUGACUGGCAGAGUCAAAGACAAAACGUUGCAUGGCGAAAUUCUUAUCUGCCGCACUUCACCAGUGAAGAGAAGGAACUGAUACGAGGCUCCAUUGAUUUUGUAGCACUGAAUCACUACACAACUCACAUGGUGCAUCUGGAAGGAAGCACUGAAGCUCUGGGUGACAUGGAGCUCAAAGUGCAAUACUUGAAGGACACUACAUGGCUGUCUUCACCAGAUGGAAGAGCAGUUGUACCGUGGGGUUUACGUAAAUUAUUAAGAUGGGUAAAGUCAAAAUAUGGCAAUAUUCCCAUCUACAUCACAUCCAAUGGAAUUGAUGAUGACUCACCCUCCAAGGACAAAUUACGAGUUUACUACAUUCAGAGUUACAUUAAUGAAGCUUUGAAAGCAUUAAAACUGGAUGGAGUCAAUGUCCGUGGAUAUUUUGCUUGGGCUUUAAAAGAUAUUGACAAACCAGACUAUGGCCUCUUCAACUCCAAUCAAGCAGCAAAACUCUCUGUUGAAUACUACCGGCGAAUUGUUGAUAAUGGUGGAUUUCCUGCAUCAAAACCACCCAGUACCAAAUGCUAUCAAGGCUUAUAUCCUUCGGAGGAAUGUAAUCCUUUCCAAUUAAGGAAACAGUUACUAAUUUUCACAUUCUGCACUUCAAGUGUUUUUACAGCAACAAUGUUUUUGAUUAUUUAUUAUUCUUCAAAAAGAUGCAGAAAAUAUAAGUAAUCAGAUUUAUAUACAGAAAUGUGGAGAAAUGAGUCAUUUGUGUGGUAAGGAGAGUGAUAUUUAAAGUAAUUCUCUGCUUAGUGAGCAUUUUGGCAUUAGUUUUGGAUUGUAACAUUAGUUUUUCUGAAAAAUAUUCUCCUCUCCCAAUAUGAAACGGGUGAGUGAAGGUUUUAGCCACAAUAUGACAGAGCCUAUCCAAUGAGCAUCUACUAACUAGACUGUGGACAAACAUCACAGUUGAGGCUACUUCACAAAAUAACUUCCCUAAACACACACCACUAACUGUGAGGUAAUGUCAGAAUAUAAGCAGAUGAAACUAACAUAUUUGACAUGUCUAAUUCUCGUUUUCAGUGAAACUAAUAAAGAUCUUAGAAGAUGUAAAGCAGAUUGUUGAUUCAAUGUCAUUGUGUUGUACCAUGAUAUAACAUUAAAAUUACUCCACUAACUGUAGAUAGUAGUUAGUAGAUGGAAUCUUCUAACUCAUUCAGAACUGAUUGUGGCUGCAAGUCUUCAUAUUAAGAACCAGGUUAACAUCAGUGAACUCAGGACCUACUGAAGACAAAAUGUGCAUAUCUCAUAUUCUGGAAGGCUUAGUACUGUAAUUGGCAACAAAUUAAUGAGCAAUUGAUCACUCACCCAUGCCCAUUCUGUUUGAAUAAUUUCUUACAAUUAUAAACUUAGCUUGAAACUACUUUAAGCACAGCAGAAGAACCAAGAAUGAUGAAGAAAACCUUUCAUGUCCGGUGCUCCUAAAAGAGCAAAUAAUGAGAGGUAUGUGGUCAGUCAACAGUCAAGAACUUACCCAGUUUUCGAUCAGCCUUUUCACAUAUUGUAGCACAAGUUUCCUUCAUUUGUUCCAAAAAAAUGACAGUAAGAAAUUUUGGGAUGUCCCAUCAGGUGGUGGAGCAUAAGUGAUGCUGCCACUGUUCCUUCUGCUUCCCUUCCUCCAAAAGCCCCAAAUUGUGGAGAAUGACUCCUAAUUAUGCUUAGAAUAGACAACACAAUUGGAAGUAUUUUUCAGUUUCCCUUUAAUUUAGAAACCAUGAAUAUACUAGAAAUACUGAUCCAUAGAAAUGGUUGGAUGUACAUUUUAUUUCAGUUUUUAAUGCUUGGCUCUAUUUAUUAAACACUCAAAUAUUUACAAAAAAACUUUUCUCUCAUGUUCUCCAAGUUUUAUUUGUUUAAAAUUACAUAGUUAUUUACAGAUUUAGACCCAAAGCCAAAACUUGAUUCCAAAUCUAAUGCCAAGAUGCUGACUAUCUUUACAAAUGCAAUACUCAUUGCAUUUUCACAAUCCACUUCAGACUGGAUGGAGAAAAAUAUUUUAUGGUACUUGGGCAAAUUGGCAUUGCUUUUUUAUUGAAGUGAAACGUAAAGCAGACAUUUGCAAACCAAAUGGUAUUUAUCCUUCAUCAUCCUUUUUCUUUUGACUUCUGCCAAGUAUUUGUCUUGGAAAAGUGAUAUACAGUAGGAAGAGAGGAAACCCCAGAAAAGGCAGCUCUUAAAAAAAAUGUCUGGAGACCAGAUGAAGGUUAAAAGGUUCUUAUACAGCAGGGUAUUAUUUAAAAUAAGUAGUGAAUGAAUUCAAAGUUUAUUUUUAGAUGUGUAUAUUUGUGUUGCUGCUCAAGCAAUUGUUCACUGUGUUAAUGAUUGUGUUGUUUGUACAUAAAGGUUGCAGAAAAUUUUGCUUUGUUAUAAGUUGCAUGUGACAAAAUGACCGAAUGGUGCCCAUAAUUAAAAAGUGCAGUGGCUCAUACUGCAAGUUGCUCUCUGGGCUUGGUUCUUUGAAAUCAUUAUUAAGUUGCUGAUAAGUAUGACUUGUGACAUUGGGAUGCUGGAGGCAUUAGCUGUGGGCAUUGCUGGAGCCAUUUUAGAACUUGAUGGCCUAAAUUAAAAAUGAUUUCCCAGCAGACUUCAGCCUCGCAGGCAGUAGUAUUACAAAGUCAGAGAUUUGUCAUUACCAGCGUCCAUGCUCACCCACAUCAGACAAACAUUUCCAAUGGCUUACAGUGUGUCACAUUACAAACAGCUGAUGCUGAAAAAUUAGUCACAACUGAAGUGCAACUGGGGGUGGAAAAUGUGCCUAUUCUGCUUGUUGAUUAAUACCACACUUGCAAUGAUUUAGGUGAAUAGUACAAGUGAACUAAAGUAGCUUAAUUCUUGUAGCACCAAGCAAUGCUUAAGGUACUGCACAUCAAUCCAUUAACAACAGGAGACUAUUGCAGUUUUCCUCAAUGAGCCAAAUAGUUUCAUCAUCGUCUUCUGCUUGCUCAUCAUGCUUUACAAUAUUUUUUAAAUUUUUGAAGCGACCAUUACAUUCAUAGUUCAGUUUCAAUGGUGCUUGUGGCAGGAAAUUUAGAAUUAUAACCAUGUGUAAAGAAAAAUUACUGGACACUGGGAACUUUGUCAAGUUUGAUUUGAAGCCUUUUGAAGGGUUAAUCAUUUUUUUAAAUUUGAGACCAGAAUUGAUGAACAUUGAAUGACUUUAACUUAAUAGCAACUCUAUUUAAAAGGGGAGAAUGGAUUCUGUAAAUGUACAUAUUCAAAUGGAAAGCUGGAACUUUGUUGUGCUGAUUUAGCUUACAAUUUGAGCCCCACGUUUGUGCAUUGAAUGGGGCCGAGUGUUGGCUAGUGGAUUUCUGAGAAAAAGUAAAGACAGUCUGAGUCAUUGUCUGCUGGUUGAAAUAUUAAACUGUGGCCAAUUCUGCCAGCUUGAGUCACUCCAAGGUCCUAUGUGAUGAGUAACAUCAGAGUUGUCUGUGUACUGACCGAUAUUUAUUCCUCUACCAGCACUGCUACGACUAGCAAUUCCAUUACUUAUGGUGCCUUCCUGUGUGUAAACUGGCUGUGAUAUUUCUUAUAUUACAACGAUGAUCACACUUCAAGAGCACUUUCAUUGAUUGUAGAGUGGAUUGAAAAGUCCCGAGAUAGUUAAACGUUACACAAAUUUCCCUCUAUAUUGCAGUACUCAUCACCUUGCAUCUCCUUCCACAUGAUUGACUUCUUUCUCCUCACUACUGCCAUGUUCCAGUUACCUACCUCUGACUUAAUCUCCCAUUCACUGUUAUUUUGGGGUGCUUCCACCCCACUUUAUACAGCCGAAGGUGCAUUCAUAACUAUACUGAAAAUAGC
Messenger RNA from Hypanus sabinus (Atlantic stingray), 7251 nucleotides. RefSeq names its product klotho (gene kl). The record is from RefSeq and is a predicted model, not a curated record. Gene Ontology annotation, molecular function: hydrolase activity, hydrolyzing O-glycosyl compounds. Bases 1138 to 4119 code for a protein of 993 amino acids. Gene Ontology annotation, biological process: carbohydrate metabolic process. Lineage: Eukaryota; Metazoa; Chordata; Chondrichthyes; Myliobatiformes; Dasyatidae. The transcript has 5 exons.